Vicugna pacos (alpaca) is the source of this 3036-nucleotide messenger RNA. The record is from RefSeq and is a predicted model, not a curated record. NCBI's taxonomy places the organism in Eukaryota, Metazoa, Chordata, Mammalia, Artiodactyla, Camelidae.
AUGCGGGGCAUUGAAAGUCGGAGGGAUUGCGCAGUGCCGGGCUCCGGCCGGAGGGUGGCGCCGCCCAGCGCCUUCGGAACAAAAGCUGGAGUCGGUGGCCCCCUGCUGCACCCGAGUCCGCUCCAGAUCCGCUCCGGGUUUCCUCCGCGUCGCUGGGGUCUCCGCCCUCCGAGCCGCCGCCCUGGCCUUGCCGGAGCAUCGCCGCGGGAGCCAAGCUCACCGCCUGAACCCCGAAGCACUGGGCGUGCGAGCCCGCGCUCGGGACUGAGCCGCGGCGCAGACCCCGCGCUACAGACCGAGCCGCUGCGCAGACCCCACCUUAGCAUCCAAAUUCCGAGUUGGGACCGGACGGCGCGGCCAGGUCCCCGCGCGUCAUCGGAAUUUGACCCUCGGGGCUCUCAGGUGACCCCUCUCUCGGCACCGUUCACUGUCUGCGCGGCCGGCCCCGAUAGGCUUCUCAGCAUCCCGGCCCUGGCCGGGGCUCGGGCGAGGGUAACGAAGCUGGAAGCCAGCUGUGGUGGAGCCACCGCAGAGUCAGAGGUCCCUAAGCCGGAAAAAGAGGCCAAACCAGAUGCGGAGGGCACUUAGGGAUCCCUACCACAGGAGGUCAGGUCCAAGUCCAGGUCCAGAUCAGGGCCUGAGAUGAAGGCUGAGCCUUUGGACUUUGUGGUGGUCACAAAACGGGAGUUUGAAGAGGUGAUGGCCAUAUCCUAGGGCGUCUGAAGUGGCCUCGACUACCUUCCCAGCCGCUACCACCUCUCGCUCCGGGAUCCGGACCCCACGGCUGUGCUGGCCAAUUGCAACCGAGGAGUGGUCGAGCUGAAGACUCUGCACGUGAUCGACGUCGGGGAGACGGCGCUGGUGGAGGGGCUGCGCGUGGCGCCCAGGGAGCGCGGCAAGGGCGUGGCCGGGCAGCUGGGGCAAUUCUACUUGCAGUCGGUCAAGCGACAGCACCCGGGGGUGAAAGUGGCACUGCUCACCGGGGACAACCAACUGGGCCCCCAAGAGCUGAAGAAAUACCGCCUAAUCGCCAAGCAGAGCAUCCUGUUAGUCCAGUUCAACUCGUCGGAGCUGUGAGGAGCUCGGCUGGCGGCGCUGCGGGCCUCUGGCAUCUUCUCACCGCUGCCCACCGGGGCCGUGUCGGAGGCUGCCAGUGACAUGGCAUGCCUCCUGAUGUCGCCCUCCGUGCAGCGCGACGUGCUUCCGGGCGGGACCAUUCAGGAUUGGCAGCUCUACUGGCUGAACAAGAGCAACCUGCGCUGACUGGCGAUCAAGGGCCUGAAGUGGCGGGACUGCCUCACGUGCUCAUGCUGUGCACUGAGCCCCUUCCCCAACCUACAGGACCGCGAAGGCACAGGGCUCUACCUCUACAUCGACGCCUUCGGCAGCAACGGCGCGCAGGUGCAGAGCCAGCUUCUAUGGCAUCUGCAGAGCCAGGCCCCACGCCUCAUCAGCCUCAACGUGUGCCAGCUCUUGCUGGCGCCUCAGUUGUUGUCGCAUCUGGCUGACUUCUGCCAGGUUGGCUUAGGGCUCGAGCUGGUCAAGGGUUAUGCCGACCUACUGGAGGCUGACAUCUGAGGCCUCUCAGUUGGGAAGAAAGAAGGUGCACUUUUGAUCCACCUUCUUCCGCAGAUCCCUGGACAGCCCCGCCCCUACUGUUUUCUAGCUCCGCCCCCUCCCCCUGCCCUUUGUAACGGGCUUUGACGCCUACCUUUACCCGGUGCCCAACACUCCCCUCCCUUUUCCCCUUAUCUUUGUCUACCAUCUUGACUAGCCCCUCAAACGCUGUUGCUCACACCCUGAUCUGAACGGCUGGGUUUGGGGAAGCCAGUUGCGCUGCUGUUGUCCACACUUUCACUUUCCUCGACAAAGAAUGGGUUCCUUCACGGGCUUCAGAGCCUUUAUCAGUCCUUGCCCCCGCCUGGGAGUAAACUCUGCCCUUUCUGGCUUCUCCCUUCUUCCUCUUCGCCGUGAAUGGAAGCUGGCAGAAGUGUGUGCAAUACCCAGCACCCAGCCAGAAGCACAGUUGCUCAUUACUUUUCUUCCUCCUGCUCUUUCUCAGGCCCUCAGAGCUUUCCCCGCGCCCCUCUCCUCCGCGCCCUCUCACCCUCCUGUACCUGGACCGCUCCUAUUCCCCGUUGCCCAUUUGUCUGCCCCUCCAUUCCCCUUCCUCUUCCCCAUAACCUCUUCACUACCCACCCUGUGUGUAGUAUGCAGAAAGAGCCUGGAAAGGAAAUAGAUUUAUAAUGCCCCACCCCCAUUUAGCCCCUGCUUACACUUUUGGUGAUGCAUCUUUCUGAGGCUGCCUCCUCUGACUAGGGUUUCCUCCAACUGCAUAAUGGUGCUAUUUUGCAAUCUCCCUCCUCUGCUUCAGGGGGUUUUGGGUGGAGAGUUUGGUGUAAUGGAGGGCAGGUCCCCCAGCCUGGUGCGAGGCUGUCUCCUGGUUCUAACCAGGCUGCCUUCUAGCACAACUGGAACCCCUACUCCCAGAUAUUUCUGGACACCCCGCCCACCCACUUGUCCCUUUAUGCUUUUUGUGGACUUUGACGGUCUUCUAUUUAAAUGCAAGUAGUGACCGCUGCAUUUGCACAAUGAUGUCUCCUACACGGGAUCCUCACAUGUACCACAGAGGGAUGACAUAGAGUCUCAGAAAGAUCCAAGUGACUUCCAAGUCACUCGUAGUAGCUGGGAGCCUGACAGGGACUAGAACCAAGGUGUCCCAAGCCCAGAGCAUGCUUCAGAACCUCACUGUAUGUAACGGGGUAGCUUGAACUUCUUGUUGGACAAUGGACAGUUUCUAGGGAUUUGUUGACAGCGAGCACAGGGUUCUCUGGAGAUGGAAUCAAAGACGUGGACAGAGGAGGGCGCCAGCAGGUGAAAGAAGGUGGACAAAGAGGACAGCUCUGCUCCCCACUGUCCCCAGUUCCAGCUGUGCUGCUCUGCCUUGCUUGGCUGCCUCCUGCGCCUGGCCAUGCUGCCCUCCUCCCUGUCCCUUCAACCACAGCUAUAUUGCAAUAAAACGGCCCCUUUAGCCCA